Phodopus roborovskii (desert hamster) is the source of this 910-nucleotide messenger RNA. RefSeq names its product caveolin 1 (gene Cav1). The transcript has 3 exons. Gene Ontology annotation, biological process: caveola assembly; negative regulation of endothelial cell proliferation; negative regulation of protein tyrosine kinase activity. Gene Ontology annotation, molecular function: molecular adaptor activity; transmembrane transporter binding; protein kinase binding. Bases 96 to 632 code for a protein of 178 amino acids. The record is from RefSeq and is a predicted model, not a curated record. Gene Ontology annotation, cellular component: caveola; perinuclear region of cytoplasm; cytoplasmic vesicle. Lineage: Eukaryota; Metazoa; Chordata; Mammalia; Rodentia; Cricetidae.
CCCCCCCCAUACAAUACAAGAUCUUCCUUCCUCAGUUCUCUUAAAUCACAGCCCAGGGAAACCUCCUCAGAGCCUGCAGCCAGCCACGCGCCAGCAUGUCUGGGGGCAAAUACGUAGACUCCGAGGGACAUCUCUACACUGUUCCCAUCCGGGAACAGGGCAACAUCUACAAGCCCAACAACAAGGCCAUGGCAGACGAGGUAAAUGAGAAGCAAGUGUAUGACGCACAUACCAAGGAGAUUGACCUGGUCAACCGGGACCCCAAGCAUCUCAACGAUGACGUGGUCAAGAUCGACUUUGAAGAUGUGAUUGCAGAGCCAGAAGGGACACACAGUUUUGAUGGCAUCUGGAAGGCCAGCUUUACCACCUUCACUGUGACAAAAUAUUGGUUUUACCGCUUGUUGUCUACCAUCUUCGGCAUCCCUAUGGCACUCAUCUGGGGCAUUUACUUUGCCAUUCUCUCUUUCCUGCACAUCUGGGCAGUUGUACCGUGCAUCAAGAGCUUCCUGAUUGAGAUCCAGUGCAUCAGCCGUGUGUAUUCCAUCUAUGUCCACACCUUCUGUGACCCACUCUUUGAAGCUAUUGGCAAGAUAUUCAGCAAUAUCCGUAUCAACAUGCAGAAAGAAAUAUGAGUGACAUUUCAAGGAUGGAAGUAUUCCCAAUCUUUUUUUUUUUCCUUAUUAUUUCCUUGGUGCCAAUUUCAAGUUUCAAGUUGCCAUCACCAUCACGGCAGCGACUUAUGAAUGGUUUGUCUUGCUCCAGAACAAAGAAGUUGUCUCUUUUAAGCUCUUGCAUCUAUUUUUCACAGUCUGAAAUCUGUAAACCCAUUGCUACCCUCUCCUUUGUAUGUGGAUCAUUUUUUAUUGGCUAAAAUACAAAAACAUCAUUGAAAAAAUAGGAAGAACUGGGG